AAAAGAGCACAAAAAGGCUGUGCAGGGAACCGGGAUCAUCAUCAACCCCAUAGACUCCUCUUCACAGUUACUUUGUCACCGUAAUUAGCGGACUCUCCCGUUCCCGUCACUCUUACUCUAGCGUUUCGCUCCGCUGCUCUGUUCUAGCUCCUUCAGCUCCCAUGGAAUCGAGUUCGGGUUUCAUGCCUUAAGUGAAGUUUGUUGCUUUCUUCGUCAAUUACAGAGCACAUGCAUCGGAUAGUUAGUGAUCGAUGCUGCAUCGCCUUAUAGGAUGAAAUGUUUACUUCAUAAUUGUUGGUGAGACGAGGUAAUAUCUGCACUUGAAAGUGUGGAUUUACUAAGUGGGAGGAAUAACUUGAGUGUAAAAGAUGGAAAAGGCGAGAGGCUGGUUCAAUAAAUUUAGGUCGAAAGACAGGUCAAAAGCUUCUAAGAAGAAUGAAGCUACAGGGAAUGGGAAGGAGGUCUUGAAAGUGCCGACGAGUGAGGACGCUCCUUCAAAUGUGACUAAGCAGAAGGUUGCAGCCGCAAAACAAUAUAUAGAAGACCACUACAAGAAGCAAAUGAAGAGCCUGCAGGAGAGGAAGGAGCGACGCAAUAUACUUGAAAAGAAGUUGGCUGAUGCUGAGGUCUCUGAGGAAGAGCAGAACAACUUGCUAAAGAAUUUGGAGAAGAAGGAAACAGAAUACAUGCGCCUUCAAAGGCAUAAGAUGGGCGCUGAUGAUUUUGAGCCAUUGACGAUGAUAGGAAAGGGUGCAUUUGGAGAAGUUAGAAUCUGCAGGGAGAAGGCAACCGGACAUGUAUAUGCCAUGAAGAAGCUUAAGAAAUCAGAGAUGCUUCGCAGAGGCCAAGUUGAACAUGUGAAGGCUGAGAGGAAUCUACUUGCCGAGGUUGAUAGCAAUUGCAUUGUCAAGCUCUAUUGUUCAUUCCAAGAUGAGGAGUAUUUAUAUCUCAUUAUGGAAUAUCUACCCGGUGGAGAUAUGAUGACUUUAUUGAUGCGCAAGGAUACACUGACAGAAGAUGAGGCCAGGUUUUAUGUUGCGGAAACAGUCCUAGCCAUUGAGUCCAUACAUAAACAUAAUUACAUUCAUAGAGAUAUAAAGCCAGAUAACCUGCUUCUUGAUAGAAAUGGUCACAUGAAAUUAUCAGAUUUUGGAUUAUGUAAGCCACUAGACUGCACUAAUCUUCAAGAGAAGGAUUUUUCUGCUGGGAACAACCUUAGUGGGGCUCUUCAAAGUGAUGGGCGCCCCGUGGCACCAAAACGCACACAACAGGAGCAACUUCAGCAUUGGCAGAGGAACAGGAGGAUGCUUGCUUAUUCUACUGUUGGAACGCCUGAUUACAUUGCCCCAGAAGUUUUGCUGAAGAAAGGAUAUGGAAUGGAAUGUGAUUGGUGGUCUCUUGGCGCCAUCAUGUAUGAAAUGCUUGUAGGAUAUCCACCCUUUUACUCGGAUGAACCUAUGUCAACCUGUAGGAAGAUAGUUAAUUGGAGAACUCAUUUGAAAUUUCCCGAAGAAGCAAAACUAUCCCCAGAAGCAAAGGAUCUUAUUAGUAAAAUGUUAUGUAAUGUUGACCAUAGGCUUGGAACAAAAGGCGCCGAUGAAAUAAAGGCUCAUCCAUGGUUCAAAGGCAUUGACUGGGACAAAUUGUAUGGAAUGAAAGCUGCAUUUAUUCCUGAGGUCAAUGAUGAAUUAGAUACUCAAAACUUUGAGAAGUUUGAAGAGGCUGACAAGCAAAUCCAAACUUCGUCUAAAGCUGGUCCAUGGAGAAAGAUGCUGUCAUCUAAGGAUAUCAACUUCGUUGGGUAUACAUACAAGAACUUUGAUAUUGUAAAUGAUGAUCAAUUACCUGGGAUUGCUGAAUUAAAGAAGAAGAGCACUAAAACUAAGAGGCCCUCCAUCAAGUCCCUUUUUGAUGAUGAGUCGGCCAAGGCUGGCAGUCAACCUGUUCAUGGGAGCUUUCUGAACCUCUUGCCUCCCCAACUAGAAGUCCCUGAGAAAGAGCGACAAUCCUAAUGAUCUACACUUUUUUUUUGUCAUAACAUCAGAUGGCCGCGAAAGAGUGAUUUGUUCUUCGGUAAAUGUCGUUCAUUUCACUGCUUCCUGAAUUUCAUCGUUUUAGAGUGAACGUUUUUGGGGCGAAGGCCCGAAACGAGUUGUUUGGUCUCUGUAAAAUAGCUUCUGGAAAUAUUUAUUCUUUGAAAAUAUUCAUUUUUCUUCCCUAUGUAAUGCAAAAGAAAGCCAAAAAAAAAAAACCCUUGUAUAAUACGAGCAUGAUUGUUUAUGUAACCAACUUACUGUUAGUGUUGAUGAUAGUGUACUACUUAAAUACGGAAAAGAAUAUUUUAUUAAUAUUGCAAAAUUAUGUUUCUGAUUUCUAUUUC
Carya illinoinensis is the source of this 2380-nucleotide messenger RNA. RefSeq names its product serine/threonine-protein kinase tricornered-like. The transcript has 14 exons. Gene Ontology annotation, molecular function: protein serine/threonine kinase activity; ATP binding. NCBI's taxonomy places the organism in Eukaryota, Viridiplantae, Streptophyta, Magnoliopsida, Fagales, Juglandaceae. Gene Ontology annotation, biological process: intracellular signal transduction; peptidyl-serine phosphorylation. The coding region runs from base 369 to 2012 and encodes 547 amino acids. The record is from RefSeq and is a predicted model, not a curated record.